Molecule: messenger RNA, 502 nt
Organism: Hydra vulgaris (swiftwater hydra)
Lineage: Eukaryota; Metazoa; Cnidaria; Hydrozoa; Anthoathecata; Hydridae
Product: zinc finger CCHC domain-containing protein 10
Molecular function (GO): zinc ion binding; nucleic acid binding
Source: RefSeq, a predicted model, not a curated record
UUUUGAAAUCCAAUGAGUCAGUGUGUAACGUCAAAUAUUUUAUUUAGAUUUUAAUAAAACUUUGAGUAUGUCUAGAAUAAUAAUGAAUAGAUGAAAUGGCUUCUUUAACUAAAAGGUUUGCGUUGCAAAAGAAAACUGAAGCUGAUGGGCUUAAACAUAAAUGUCAAAAAUGUCUGCAAUAUGGUCAUUGGACAUACGAAUGUCAAAACAAAAGGAAAUACGUUCAAAGAGAAUCGCGCACUAAGUUACUUGCGAAAAAAAUAAAAGCAUUGGCACAAGAAAAGCAAAUAGCAGAUAAGGAAAUAACAAAACAGGUUGAGUCGAACGCUGAUGCUGAUGAUGAGAAUGUAACGGAAUCGGAUGAUUCGUCAAGUAGUUCUUCGUCUUCGUCAUCUGAUUCAUCUUCUGAUAGCGAAGAAGAGCCUUCUAACUCAAAGAAGAUGAAAAAAGAUUGUUAAUGUUAAAACAAACCUUUUUUAUUUAAUUUUUAUUUAAAUGAAAA